AUGCUAUUGGUGGUUUUAACAAUUCCAUUAAUCAUUGGCGCUUCGGAAAUCAAUUUUGCACCAGCCGUAUGCCCACAGAUUCUUGGUUGUGAAUGUCUCGAAGAAACUACAUCACAAGUACGAUGUUACGGAGCUGGACCGGAAAAAAUACAAGAAAUUCUACGAGUUUAUGGCAAUGGGGUGGUAUCAAUCGAGCUUGUUCGAUAUCAAUAUGAGGAAAUCGAUUUCUCAAUGUUUGAAGUUUUUCCAAUAUUGGAAAUUUUGAGCUUUGAAGAUUCGGAAAUCGAACUUCUCAACUUUACGAAUCCCCUCAAAAAACUGAAAACGCUGCGAUUGAACAGAAAUGAAAUGACAUCAGAAAUGUUGAGUCAGAUUUGCUCGAUCGGAAAUUUCACGCCCUCUCUCAAAACGCUAUCGUUGAAAGGCAAUUAUUUGACGAAUUUCAAUUGCUCGGAUUUUGACGGAUUUAAGCUAAGCACAUUGGAUUUGAGCGAUAAUCAGCUAGCUGAGCUGAUUUAUCCGAUAAGUGUGGAGAAUCUGGAUUUGUCGAGAAAUCAACUACAAAAUUUCAACAAUCAAAGUGUCGAGAAUCUCAAAACUCUUGAUCUUUCGCACAAUUCGAUUUUCAACUGGACAACACUCACAUUCCCAAAAUUGACCAAAUUGUUGGUAGCUGGAUUAAAAUCCGAUUUUGGAUUCGAAAUCGACGCGCCCAAAUUGGAAUAUUUGAAUUUGGAUUAUUCGAAUUUGUGGUUUCUCGAUUUUCACAAGAUAAAAACGCCUAAUUUGCGAAGAUUCCUCGCAUCAAAUCUAAAUCAGCUUUCUGCUGUUUCUGGAGUCUUACCACCGAAAUUGGACGUUUUUCGACUAACCGACACCAAGCUUCACACAUUGCCAAAAACGUUCUUUGGGCACAAUAAAGGAACUCAUCGAAUAAGGAGAAGCGCCAAAAAUGUGACGUUCACUUCGAAAGAGCUUGUUUAUGAGCCAUGUCUUCUUCAAUGGUCGAUUCCAAUCUUUCACAUGACUGAUAUUGAGCAAGUCUCAAAUUACACAAUUGAUGAUUUGACGUCUGCAAAUUGCACAGUAGGAAUUUCGAAGUCGAUCCCAAUUCAUUAUGGCUUUUAUGGCAAAAAUAGUAUUGUUGAAUGUCUCGCAUACGGUAAAGAAGCUCCAAUAGUCAGCUGGUACCGCUAUCAUCCAAGCAUUUAUCUUGGAAAGUAUGAUCCGAAAACCGACGAGAUUUCACACUAUAAUGUGUCGAGGCAAACGAUAGAAAGCUAUGAAAUACUAUCAGGAGGGUAUUUGCUGAUCAAAAAUGCCAAUAGAACCCAUAUCGAGCGAUAUGUAUGUGUUGCAGAGAACAAAUAUGGAAAAGUUUACGAUAUUGUCAAGUUUAGACUUGACUACACCAGCUGGUACAGUUUUCAUGUAUUCCAUUCUGUGUUCUGGGGAGGUCUUGCGACUUCCCUCAUCGUCUGUCUUGUCUCUUUCCUUCUGAACAUCACUUGGAUACUGACGAGAAAGAGUGCCCUGUGGUGGAUUCAAAGAGCUGAACGUCUGUCGAGGGUCCGCAAAAUGGUUGAAGCGAUGGAGAAAUAUCGUGCUCGGCAAAUGGAGAAUUUGCAUGAAACUUAUACGCGAAGAGUUCAACUCGUUAGAGAUAAUUAUCAUCAACAGGUGGAAGCGCUUCGAGUGUCGUAUACAGCGCAGUCAGAGAAGUUCCGUGAUUAUCGCGCUGCUCAGAUGGACGCCGUCAGCUCGCAUCUCGAGAAUUUGCGCGAGAACUAUAAUGCGCAAUUGAGCCGUGUGCGAGAGUAUGGUUCGAAGCGAGCCGAGCAACUCUGGGAGAGCUAUGAACGCCAGGUGAACCGAAUGCGCACCUUCAGUCUACAGCAUCGUCUCAAAUUGAUGAGGCAGUACAAGGUUAAGCAGCGUUAUUUGAACAAACUUCUUGAAUCGUUCCAAACGUCGACGCAUGAUGAUGAGCUGGAGAAGGAAGAGAAAGUGAGAGCUGCUUUGGAGAUGCUCGAGCAUCCGGAUGUCGAAAUUCCGGAAACGAGCUCAAUCCGAAUGUCGCGCGCUUCAUCGUUCCAUUCGCUGCCUGAAUAUCUGAUUGAUGAUCGUGGAAAUGUGCAGCCUGGAAUUCCAGGAUCAAGUGCCCCAAUAAGAUUCUCAGCCGUCGUUACAUCACCAACGGCAUCGAAUGGAAGUGGAAGUGGACGAAGAAAGACCGCGUCGACUUCGGCAAGUCAAGACAAUUACUGA
This is a messenger RNA of Caenorhabditis bovis, 2268 nucleotides long. Lineage: Eukaryota; Metazoa; Nematoda; Chromadorea; Rhabditida; Rhabditidae. The record is from the annotation of a GenBank genome assembly.